GGAAAAGAAGUCGCUUCUGUUUCACAUUCUCCCUAGAGUGCGCGUGUUUUCUGCCAUUUUUAUUUCAUUAGUGAAAGCUGAGCUAGAGCAUCAGCAACUUUUCAAUAAAGACGCCAUUCGAUGGAAAAAAUCUAACAAUGUUCAGUUUUGAGGGAGAUUUCAAAACAAGACCCAAGGUGUCACUUGGAGGAGCGAGUAAAAAGGAGGAAAAAGCAUCUCUGCUUCACCGCACUCAAGAAGAAAGAAGAAAAAGAGAGGAUGAAAGGAGAAGACUGAAGAAUGCCAUUGUCAUUCAGUCUUACAUUCGUGGGUACCAGGCCCGUAAACAGCAAUAUGCCAUCCAGAGGACCAAAUUUGAUGAGUGUGUCAGUCAGACGCAGCAGGCUGGAGCACAUUAUGUCUUGGAUAGCCACAGCCUCAGUCUCCUAACAAGACAACUCAUAUUUUUCUACAGACAGGGUGUGGAUGCACAUAGAUUGAUAUGGAUGUGUCAGAACCUGGUGAAAUACCACAGUCAAUUUGUGAAGCUGUUGGCAAGUUCAGAAAGGCAGACGUGUGUGUUUCAGAUCAAGAGAAUCUUAGGCUUCUGCUGCAGACUUCUACAGAACAGCAAGGAUGACAGUUUGAAUGUUGCCGUUCCCAUGAGGAUGCUAGAGAUAUAUUCCUCAGAGAGAACCUAUCUCCCUAUUCUUCUAGACACUAACUGUGUAGCAUCACUAAUAGAGCAGAUUUUGCACUAUAUGGUUCAGAAAGGAUACUAUAGGUCCCUGUAUAUUCUAGUGAAUCACAGGCUCCCUUCCAGUCUGGAGUAUAGUGAUGCUCCCUCUGUCCCUUUGGCAAGCACACUGUUGGACCACAUCCUCAAGCCCCUGCACUUUACCUACUCCUCCUGCACAACGGGCGCAAGGCAGUUUGUAUUUGCAGCCUUCACAGAGGAGUUCAUCUCAGCACCAUUCACCGAGCAGAUCUUUCACUUCUUUAUCCCAGCACUGUCAGACUUACGUCUGUCCUUCCCCUUUGAGGCCUUCCUGGGCUCCCUCCAGGCCACUGUAGACUCCUCCUCAGCAAUACAGAGCCAGGCACCAUGGCUGUUUUACUUUGUACUUUCCGCAGGGGAGAACUGCAUAGGCUCACUGUCAGAGGAGGGCCUCCUCCUUUACCUGCGGGCCUUGCAGACCCUACUGCCAAAGCUGCCAGUGUCUGACAGCAGCAGCCGGCCUGAGGUCGGCAGUGACUCAGAGGAUGAGGAGGACGCCGAUCUCCACCCUCUGCCCUUGCAGGAUGACAGCAGGAUCUCAGUGCAGCUGAUCACAGAGGAGUGCGUGCACAAGCUGGACACCAAACAGCAGACCAACGCCCUGCUUAACCUGGUAUGGAGAGACUCGGCCAGUGAAGAGGUCUUCACCAUGAUGGCGUCCAUCUGCCACACGCUUAUGGUCCAGCACCGCCUCAUGGUGCCUAAAGUCAGGCUCUUGUACAGUUUAGCAUUCAACGCACGUUUCCUGAGGCAUCUCUGGCACCUGAUCACAUCCAUGACAACAAAAAUGAUCACCGGCUCCAUGGUUCCCCUGCUGCAGGUGAUCUCGCGAGGGUCUCCCAUGUCCUUGGAGGACUCCAACCGCAUCAUUCCCCUCUUCUAUCUCUUCAGCUCCCUUUUUAGCCACUCACUCAUCUCUGUGCACGACAGCGAGUUCUUCGGCCAUGAACUGGAUGGUCACAAUCAGUCAUCCAUGAUGCCCUUCACCCUGGUGGAGCUGGUCACUCUUUCUCGCUGCCUGAGGGACGCGUGCUUGGGUAUUAUCAAGCUUGCCUACCCUGAGACCAAGACCGAGCACCGUGAGGAGUACAUGGCUGCUUUCCGUAGCGUGGGGGUGAAGACUAACUCGGCGGUGCAACAGCGCAUCCAGGCCGAACAGAAGCGCUGGGUACAGCUCUUUAAGGUCAUCACUAACCUGGUGAAGAUGGUGAAGGCACGUGAUAUCCGACGACCCUUCUGUCCCUCAGGUCACUGGCUCUCUGAAGAGGUCAACAUCCGAGCAGAUAAGGUCACCCAGCUGUAUGUUCCCUCUGCUAGACAUGUGUGGAGAACACGCAGGAUGGGCCGCAUCGGGCCACUUCAGUCAACACUCGAUGUUGGCCUGGAACCUCCACAGCUGUCGGUGUCCGAGGAGAGACACCUGGCCAUCCUCACAGAGCUCCCAUUUGUGGUUCCCUUCGAGGAGCGAGUCAAGAUCUUCCAGAGGUUGAUCUAUGCAGACAAGCGGGAUGUACAGGGAGACGGGCCAUUCCCGGACGGCAUCAACGUCACCAUUCGACGCAACUACAUCUAUGAAGAUGCCUACGACAAGCUCUCUCCAGAAAAUGAACCGGACCUGAAGAAGAGGAUUCGAGUGCAUCUGUUGAACGCUCAUGGCCUGGACGAGGCAGGCAUCGACGGUGGAGGAAUCUUCCGGGAAUUCCUUAAUGAACUUCUCAAAUCAGGCUUCAAUCCAAACCAGGGUUUCUUCAAGACCACCAAUGAGGGAUUGCUUUACCCCAGCCCCACUGCAGAGAUGCUGGUCGGAGACUCGUUUGCCAGGCACUACUACUUCCUAGGCAGGAUCCUAGGGAAGGCACUUUACGAGAACAUGUUGGUGGAGCUGCCCUUUGCCAGUUUUUUCCUGUCUAAACUUCUGGGGACCAGUGCUGACGUGGACAUCCAUCAUCUGGCCUCGCUGGACCCAGAAAUGUACCGCAAUCUCCUCUUCCUUAAGAGCUAUGAGGAUGACGUGGAGGAGCUGGGCCUCAACUUCACCGUAGUCAACAACGACCUAGGAGAGGCCCAGGUAGUUGAGCUGAAGCCGGGAGGGAAGGACAUCCCAGUUACCACAGCCAACCGGAUAGCCUACAUCCAUCUGGUGGCCGACUACAGACUGAACAAACAGAUCAGGCCCCAUUGCCUGGCCUUCAGACAAGGUCUGGCUAAUGUGGUCAACCUGGAGUGGCUGCGCAUGUUUGACCAGCAGGAGAUCCAGGUGCUGAUAUCCGGGGCUCAUGUGCCUAUUUGCCUCGACGACCUGAAGAAGUUCACAAACUACUCAGGUGGUUACUCAGCCACUCACCCUGUCAUCCAAAUCUUCUGGGAGGUGGUGGAAGGCUUCACAGAUGAGGAAAAGCGCAAGUUGCUCAGGUUUGUCACCAGCUGCUCCAGACCUCCGCUGUUGGGCUUCAAGGAGCUGUACCCGGCCUUCUGCAUCCACAACGGGGGCAGUGACCUGGAGCGUUUGCCCACCGCCAGCACCUGCAUGAACCUGCUCAAGCUGCCGGAGUUCUGCGACCAGCACCUGUUGAAGAACAAGCUGCUGUACGCCAUCGAGUCCUCUGCGGGAUUUGAGCUCAGCUGAGGAGGGGGGGGGGGGUCUGUGUCCCUGCGUCCACGGACUCAGAGCCACCGAGCAUAGUUGGAGAAAGACUAAGGCACAGAAAAGACACGGGAAGGAAGGAAACAAUUACGCACUGACCCAUCUGAUUCACUGUGUGUGUGUGUGUGUGUGUGUGUGUGUGUGUGCGCCCGCGUGUGUGUGUGCGCCCGUGUGUGUGUGUGUGUGCGCGCGCGUGUGUGUGCGCCCGUGUGUGUGUGUGUGUGUGCAUGCGAGCGUGUGCGCGUGUGUGCGCGCGCGUGUGUGUUGGCACAAAGCUGAGAGCAAGAGUGUGAUGAACCACAGACUGAGGAAGGGGUUGCAAGAACAAAAGGGGGCAUGGGGAACAGGUCUUAAUUCUCAUAUUUUUUUAAAGAAAAAUUGUAUUAGUGCGUUCUAUUAACUAAACCCUUCAGAAGAACCCCGGUAGCUGCAUUUCGCAGGAAACGGAUCACGCAAAAACAAAAUCAACAAAAAAGUAAGUCAGUAGAUAAGUGACAAGCCGCGAAGGUUUCCACGGCAGCAGUCGCUCUUCCGUAGCGUAACCUGAACGCAACAACAGUCUUUUUCACCAAAGAUUGAGCAGUGUCAAAUAAGACAGCAGGCAUCGAUCCGGAGGCUGCAGAGCACUAAAGCCACCUGCUGGCCUGUCCAGGGCCCUGGAGGCGGAGAUGCUGUUGUGUAUAGCCAAUGUGAAGUUUUAGGUGGAGGUCAAUAAAAACAUCUCUGAGUUUGUGUGAGUUUCCAAAUGAUUCUUCUUACCAGUAAUAAUUGUUGUGUCUGAUUCCUGUACCGUAAAUGUGUCAAUGCUGUGGGGUAGGCUACACGUGUGGAUGUGUUAACGGCAAAUGGUCGACAUCAUUGGACGAGGAAUGGAAAAGAACUAUUGGUUAUAUGAUCAUGGGUUUGUGAAUAUGUAUAUGUUUACCGCCACUCUUGUAUGACCCGUAUAUUCAGUAUUUGUACAGGUUUCUUUUGGCUUUCCUUUUUGUGACGAAUGAUGACCUCGCGUUUUAAUCGUUUUAAUACGCGCUCGCUUAAGUGAACAGUCCCGCUCCCUCGACAGUGCCCUUUUAGGGAGCAACAGCUGUAUCAAGUUUAAAAGAGUUCUGAAUUAACAGUGUACCUGCAGGGUGAAUAAGUCUGUAUGGAUAUGAAUAAAAAACCCCUUUCUUUUGCA
Molecule: messenger RNA, 4578 nt
Organism: Lampris incognitus (smalleye Pacific opah)
Lineage: Eukaryota; Metazoa; Chordata; Actinopteri; Lampriformes; Lampridae
Gene: ube3c
Product: ubiquitin protein ligase E3C
Exons: 24
Coding region: 138-3383 (1081 amino acids)
Biological process (GO): ubiquitin-dependent protein catabolic process; protein polyubiquitination
Molecular function (GO): protein binding; ubiquitin protein ligase activity
Source: RefSeq, a predicted model, not a curated record